Ciona intestinalis (vase tunicate) is the source of this 2361-nucleotide messenger RNA. Lineage: Eukaryota; Metazoa; Chordata; Ascidiacea; Phlebobranchia; Cionidae. The record is from RefSeq and is a predicted model, not a curated record.
AAAAUCGAAACUGAUUUCGUGGCUACAACGGUCACGCAUGAGCGGAUGCAAAUGUAAAUUUUAGAAGCUGGAGCAAAAAUAAAUAGAAACAAAUUCUGUUGGUAUUGCUUUUUGUGCGUUAUAAAGAUUUGAACCAUGGACGUUGAACAAUCUUUUAGGGCUGUGGGAGCUUUUGGGAGAUAUCAAAUCUUAUGUUACACUUUACUUGCCUCCAUGCACAUUUACCUCGGCUUACAAAUGUUUCUGAUGGAAUUUAUUGCUCUUGCCCCAGAAAAGCUGGUAAAUGGACAGAAAAUACCAACAGAUAAAGCUACAACUAUUGUGGAUCAAUGGAAGUUACAAGACCGCAUGUGGAUAGUAGGGCUUAUCAAAUCUAUUUAUUUCUUGGGUGUUUUGCUGGGAAAUCUGUUCAUUGGUCAACUCUCUGACAAAUUUGGCCGAAAAGCAGUUUUAUAUAAAGUGUACAUUCUGCUCAUCUGCUUCUCAUUCUUCACAUUAUUUGCAAACAACUAUCAGACUCUCGCAGUUAUUCGGUUCUUUGUUGGCGUGUUUGUUGGUGGAACUGUUCUAGUUUCUUUCGUUCUCAUACAGGAACUGCUGGGUUCUUCAGUAUGGACCAUAUCAGGAAAUAUCUUGCCAGCAUUAUUUGCACUUGGUCUUGCUUUACUAGCAGGACUCGCUAGUGUCUUCAAAAACUGGCGUGAUCUUUGUAUUGUGACAUCUCUACCUGGGAUUAUUUUGUGCAUUGGUUCAUUCAUUAUACCAGAAUCUCCACGAUGGCUUUACUCUCAAGGAAGAAUUGCAGAAGCUGAACAAACCAUGCGUUACAUGGCACAGAAGAAUGGGGUUUCUUUCAAAGAAUGUAAUAACAUCAUUUUAAAACCAAAAGCAUCAUCUGGAAAAACUAAAUCUCAAUCAUACACAAUAAAAGACCUCUUCAUUACAAAACGGAUGGUGGUUAGAACAUUAGUUAUGGGAUAUCUAUGGUUUGUAUGCAGUUUUUCAUACUAUGGACUAACCAUGAGUUCCGGGCAUUUAUCAUCCAGUGUUUACACAAGUUUUGCUCUCUCUGGUUUGGUUGAAUUGCCUUCUUAUGUUAUAGGGGCAAUACUGAUCAACAGACACUGGGCUGGUAGAAAGAGAACUUUGGUUGGAAUGCUUCUUCUUGGUGGAAUAUUCUGUCUUUGUAUCAUGUUUAUGCCUCCAACUACAAAUGGUUCAUUUUCUGUUCGUAUGGGUUUUGCAUUGGGUGGCAAACUAGCAAUGUCAGCAGCUUUUUCCAUUGUUUACAUCUAUGCUACUGAGCUUUUUCCCACUGUUGUGCGUAAUGUUGGAAUGGGAACAUCAUCUGUAUGUGCGAGGGUGGGGGGUAUGUUGGCACCCCUGGUUAUUUCACUGACUCAGUUUGGAGCAUCUUUGCCUUACAUUGUGUUUGGUGUUGUAGCUGUGGUGGCCGGAUUCAUGACGUUACUUCUACCCGAAACUUUGAACCAACCAAUUCCAGACAACCUGCAAGAUGUAGAAGUAAACAUGUCAAAAGCCGGAAGAUAUCAACAUAAUGAUGUGCCUGAAGAUAAGAUUCAAUUGUUACAGCAUGAUGAAGAAACUGUGUAAUGGGCGAACCAAACUUUAGCACAAGACAAUUAAAAUAGACAAAUCAUUUUUUUAAAAUUACAAUUCCUAUCAGUGUCGCGUUGCAAAACUAAUAUGCGUUUACAUUUAUAGUUUAUACACACUUCUAUUAAUCAUUUUAAAGUUUUUAUUACCAUUUGUUUCAUUUGCACUGUAUAUUAUUGUGCCUUACCUUAUUCUUAAACCAAAGUGUUUCAGAUAUAUACAAAGACUAAAUAUUUAUGCACUUUUGUACAAGUUAGCACUAAAUCCAAACCAUUCCAAUAACAAAGUAAUAUAUUUUCAUUUUUUUUAUCAAUUAACAACUCGUUUAAAACUUCUACCUUUAACACAAACCGUGCCUUAACCCGUUAUUGAAACUCCUACUUUCACACAAAUCGUUUUAAAUAUUGGUGUGUUUUGUUUGUCGAGGUGGGUGAAGAGGAUUUUUUGAAGAUGUAAUUAGCUCGCAAUAUUUCUAACAGAAAUUCCUAAACUUUUGGCAAUGGAACCAUCUGACCCUAAAAUAAAACUUGUAAUCGUUUUCUGUUGGUUAUCAAGGCCGCACUAGCAAGGAAUUAUAAAACCCAUUGUAGUAAAAAUAACCGUCACCUAUAUAAGUUUGCUUAUAUACUAACUCUUUAUAACUUGUUGACUAAGGUUACACAAUACAUUAUUUGAUGUUGUUCGUUAAUGCACAAUUAUUAAUUAUUAUGAGAAAGUUGCAAUUAUAUAUCAAUUUUGGCUUAA